AUGGCUUUCAUGGCGGCGGCGGCGGCGAGGAUGGACGACCAGGACGAGUACGCCAAGCUCGUCAGGAGGAUGAACCCACCCAGGGUUGUGAUCGACAGCGAGGCCUCCGACGACGCCACGGUGAUCCGGGUCGACAGCGUCAACAGCCAUGGCACGCUGCUCGCCGUCGUCCAGGUCAUCGCCGACCUCAACCUCGUCAUCCGCAAGGCAUACUUCUCCUCCGACGGCAACUGGUUCAUGGACGUGUUCAAUGUCACCGACCGUGACGGCAACAAGGUUCUUGACGCCUCAACCAUAUCCUACAUCCAGAAGACGCUGGAGGCGGACGACUGGUACUACCCGGAGGCGCGCAACACGGUGGGCAUCGUGCCGUCGGAGAACUACACCUCUAUCGAGCUCACGGGCACCGACCGCCCGGGCCUGCUCUCGGAGGUGUGCGCGGUGCUCACUGCCAUGGGCUGCGCCGUCCAGAGCGCGGAGCUGUGGACGCACAACACGCUCGUGGCCGCCGUCGUGCAAGUCUCGGACGCCGACACCGGCGGCGCCAUCGAGGACGCGGCCCGCAUCGCCGACAUCAGCGCGCGCCUGGGCAACCUGCUGCGCGGGCAGAGCGACGUCCGCGCCGGCGGCGGCUCCGGCGCGGGCAGCCUGGCGCUCCACAAGGAGCGGCGCCUGCACCAGAUGAUGUUCGACGACCGCGGAGUCGGAGUCGGAGUGGGAGGGCACGCCGCGGGCGCGCCAGCAAACUCCGACGGCCCGCCGCGCACGGAGGUGUCCGUGACGCCGUGCGCCGAGCGCGGGUACACCGCCGUGGUGGUCCGGUGCCGGGACCGGCCCAAGCUGCUGUUCGACACGAUGUGCACCAUCACGGACAUGGAGUACGUGGUGCACCACGGCACCGUGAGCGCGGAGCCCGGCGGCGGCGCGUACCAGGAGUACUACAUCCGGCACGUGGACGGCCACGCCGUUCGGUGCGACGACGAGCGGCAGCGCCUGGUGCGGUGCCUGGAGGCCGCCAUCGAGCGGCGCACCGCGGAGGGGCUGGAGCUGGAGGUGCGCACGGGGGACCGCGCGGGCCUGCUCUCCGACAUCACCCGCAUCUUCCGGGAGAACGGGCUCACCAUCCGCCGCGCCGAGAUCUCGUCCUCGGGCGGCGAGGCCGUCGACACGUUCUACCUGUCCGACCCGCAGGGCCUCCCCGUGGAGGCCAAGACCAUCGAGGCCAUCCGCGCGCAGAUCGGCGAAGCCACGCUAAGGGUGAAGAACAACCCGUUCGCCUCCGGGGACGGCGCCGCGAGGAAAGACGCCGACGUCGCUGGCGCUGGCACCACGGCGUUCAUCUUCGGGAACCUCUUCAAGUUCUACCGGCCGUUCCAGAGCUUCAGCCUCAUCAAGCUCUACUCAUGA
Miscanthus lutarioriparius is the source of this 1407-nucleotide messenger RNA. NCBI's taxonomy places the organism in Eukaryota, Viridiplantae, Streptophyta, Magnoliopsida, Poales, Poaceae. The record is from the annotation of a GenBank genome assembly.